AUGCUCGUUAUCUGGAGUCUACGAAACGCUUCUCGCUCGGAUUUAGAAGCCAUUGGUAGAUUACGACCACGUCGCGAUAAAUUUCGAAACCUUAUCGUUUUGCUGUCAGUGUUGUGCAUUUUCGACGCGUUCCCCGCUGCUAUCUCCCUGUCUGACGUGGCAAUAGGAUCUCCUGACCCGAUUCCAGAAGUCCCGGCCGUGUCAGAUUGGGACGCGUUUGAAACGCAGUUGAGACGAGAGGCAGACGAUGAUGAUCCUAUUAUAGAGGUCAACGCCACCACUCUCAACCGCCUCUUCGAGCUUCUCACCGCAUCCAACCCCACAGCACUCACUUCUCCUUCCGCAUCUCCCUCCUCCACUCCCUCCUCUACCCCCUCAUCCUCCUUCCACUCCACCACCCCUUCCCCGUCACUUCCCUUCCCCCAUUCUCACACGUCCCCCUCUCCCCCCACAUCCACCCGCUCCGCCUCUGAAUCUAAACAAACCCCUUCUGACCUAACCCACACCUGCCCUGGUCAAACCGGCCACCAAGGAAAAUGCGACAGCGGGGGUAACACUGUUACCAGCAGCAGCAGGAGCAGUGUAGGCCGCCGUGCUUCUGCAGUGUGCCGCGCAGCGUGUGUGUUGGUAUACACAGACUGGUGCCCAUUCUCCUCACAGCUACGCGCGCUCCUCUCAACCACGGCGCCGCUCUUUCCCCACAUACUGCACGUGGCCAUCGACAAAAAGGAGCUCCGACCCAGCGUUCUAUCCCGCAUGGGUGUGUACAGUGUGCCAGCGCUAUUCCUGCAAAACUCCACCACUCGGAUUCGCUACCGAGGCCCGCGCACUGCUGCACAUCUCUCCGAGUACAUCUCAGCGUUUACUCGCU
Closterium sp. Yama58-4 is the source of this 871-nucleotide messenger RNA. NCBI's taxonomy places the organism in Eukaryota, Viridiplantae, Streptophyta, Zygnematophyceae, Desmidiales, Closteriaceae. The record is from the annotation of a GenBank genome assembly.